Molecule: messenger RNA, 471 nt
Organism: Medicago truncatula (barrel medic)
Lineage: Eukaryota; Viridiplantae; Streptophyta; Magnoliopsida; Fabales; Fabaceae
Product: glutathione S-transferase APIC
Exons: 2
Coding region: 1-471 (156 amino acids)
Biological process (GO): glutathione metabolic process
Cellular component (GO): cytoplasm
Molecular function (GO): glutathione transferase activity; glutathione binding; helicase activity
Source: RefSeq, a predicted model, not a curated record
AUGACACCAUCUGACAAGAGAAUCCCCUUUAAGUUUCAACGAAGGCAAUUUCCACUGGUUGUUUCGUUCGCUAUGACUAUCAAUAAAAGUCAAGGGCAGUCGCUUAAUCAUGUUGGAGUCUACCUGUCUCAACCAGUUUUCUCUCAUGGUCAGCUGUAUGUUGCCCUGUCUAGAGUUACUUCUAAGAAAGGGUUGAAGGUAUUGAUUCAUGAUGACGAGGGUAAUGAUACAAACGUCACAUCAAAUGUGAAAAAGUCAGAAAUGAUGUAUGAGAAAAGAUUGUCCGAGUCCAAAUACUUGGGAGGUGACUCUUUCACCUUGGUGGAUUUGCAUCACUUACCCUCCCUUCAUUACUUGAUGAAGUCACAAAGCAAGAAAGUGUUUGAAUCACGACCUUAUGUUAUUGCUUGGGUGGCUGAUAUCACUGGAAGACCAGCUUGGUCUAAAGUCCUUGCCAUGAUACCUAAUUAA